AUGGAUAUCUCUCGACACCCAAGCUCUACCGGUCAUAAUGACCCGGAUCGUGCCCGUAACGACAGAACGGACCUUGAACAGUCGAUGCCCUGUAGUCUCCUUUCCUGUCUCGUUAUUCUCGAGGCCGCCCCUUUGAGCCGAGACAUGGAUGACAAUCUCCUAAAGUUCGGUAGACUUGCGACUAACCAACUUGAGUUCAAACUCAAGCUCAUUGCUCAUCCCUAUACAUAUCACUUAAUCAAACUGACUAUGUAUCGCAAUUAUAAACCCGAAAAGAAUGGUAUGAAAAAUAUCUGGGUUGCUGCGAUGGAUUUUUACUUCCAAUCCAUUUCGCAUGUGUCUUGCACAAGACUAUCACAGGAUGCCACGACGUCCUAUUUGAAUCAGAGUUUCAACCCCUUUAGCCUUUACGAAAGUCCUAUCCAGGCGUCAUCGGGCUCACUUCGCCUAUCAUUUCGAUUAUCUAGAGCACUCUUGUAUUACGAAGAGGCUCGGCUAGUAGGCGAGACAGAGAAAGAACAAAUCCGACAGCUUCAAGAAUUUGCUGAUUCGGUCAGUGCCGACACUCCUCGUGAGAUUACAUUCUUGGUUGGCGAAGACCGAGGUGCUGCCACAGAGCAAUUUCCUGACCGUCUACAAGAUAUCGUCACAAUUCAGCCAAGCAGUUGCUUCGCGACAGGGUCAAGAAACCUCAAUGUCUUCAAAGCUAUCUCCCUAGUUUCGGGCAUAGUAUCAGAUCCGCUCGCUCGCUGGUUUGCCCGCUCUCCUGAAAAGGAGUUUAUCAAUAUCCGGAAUAUCCUAGAUGAAGAAUAUGCCCCCGAAGGCACCCGAAAUGUCGUAAGACCUCAUAUUCCAGCUAUAGGAUCCAUUACCAAAUUCUUCGACGACCGGCAGUUCAAGAUCACCCAGGCCUACGGUACCAUCGACAAUGCAACUCGUGCUCAAAUUCUUAGCGAUGAGACAGGACAAGAGUUUCAAUGUCACAUACUUGUCCCGCCGGAGAGCCUCAAUGACUUAGGCAACCCUUCAACCGUUGCAGUCGUCGUCCGCGUAAGUCCUGGCUUUACUCGCCUCCAAAGCUCAGCUACGGAAUGCGAAAUUCAGGUCCUAGGAGCCAAGCGCACCAAGAACCUACCAUAUGACGUCGAUAUCGCCAAAGAACUACCCGAAGUACUAGACAAAAUUGCGCACGAAGAUCCCGAAGAGCCGUUGGCAAUGAAUCCCGAAGACUUUGUCAAUUAUUGCAACGUGAUCAACGAUGCGGGAUGGAUAGGUGCUGAGAAGACCAAGGCUAUACGAACCGAUCUAGAAGAGCUUUAUUCAGGAUUCUCUAUGUCUGAGCGUAUAGUGAACAUCCUGGAUCUAAGAGAAUUCGUCGCGAAGCACAAGAACUAUCUUCGUAUGCCCCAAGUCAAGGACAAGACUAUAGAACGCAAGCUUGCAACGUGGAAUGCCCAAGCAACCGAUACCCUCUUCCAUCUCUUCGGUAGUACAUUCAGAGUCUUCCUCGCAAAGAUCCCGCUCGAGCCAACCUGUACUAUUACACCUAAGUUCGUCCCGAAGACGUUUGAGCAGGAAAUGGAAGCUCACGAGGAGAUCCAACAUCCCGCUUCCACACGACGCGGGAAUCCAGUACCUAGCCCAUUGGCACUAGACAUCUACAGAUGGUUACCCGGCUUGGAAAGUCCUAAACCUGACUCCCUGGUCAACCACUUCGACAUAUUUCCGGGGAUGCUGCGUGCUCUGGACGGUACGGCGCCAGUCCACUUACAAUCGAUGUACGAUGACUUUGACGAAUCUAAGAAGGAAAUAUUUAGCGAACAUAUGAAGCGUCUUCCCUGUGGGCUAGCAGUAAUUCCAGGGGUAGCCGCAUCUGGCAGAUCGACUUUCGUCAAGUUUUACGCCCUGAUGCACCUAGCAGAGCAAUCUCCCCCUGGUUCUCGCAACAAAGUCUUAAUCCUAGCAGAGCAGCACCAGAUUCUCGACAAGUAUGAACUAAGCUUCAAGCGCUCGCUCGAGGAAUACAGAGCACCUUCCCACACAUUCCCCCGUAUAGAAAGAGUCUAUACAACAUCUACGGAUAUUAGAGUGGCGGUUGACACCCUGAGUCAACCAGCUUCCAGCCAGAUGCCGAACAAGCUCGAUACCAUAGACAAGCAUCUCACCAAGCCAGUCUUAGACGAAUUCCAUCAGCUUGCGGAGCAGGACGCGAAGAGAGCAGCCUCCAAGGGUUUUAAUUCUACUUUGCUACACGUCCAGAAUUGCUCAGAGGAAUACAGUUCGUUCAGUCCCUCGGACGGGCAUGUUAGCGAGGGUAUAAACUCAGUCGAUUAUAUCUACAAGACCAAACUGCGGGAAGCCGAUAUCGUCCUCGCUACUCCCUCCACUGCCCGCAGUAUCCUUUUCAGACGGGAAUUUCAUCCGACCCUAGUCAUCGUAGGCGAGAAUGCGGGCAUGAGAGAGCUGACGACAAUCAUGGCCAUCUCCUCGUUCCCAUCGGCGAAACUUUUCAUGUUACUCGGCGACCCCUGGCAGCAUGUCCCGGUAACUAACUACCGUAGGGACGCGCCCGAAGCUUUCGACAAUCAAACCGGCCUAUCGUGCUUGGGCAGGAUCAAGCGCGGCGGCGCCGCUCUCCCCUGGUUGUUAUAUAAUCACCGACAACACGGAGACUUGCAGGAGAGUCCAAGUGCCUGGUUUUACAACGAUUUGAUGAAGUCCGGCGUCAAGGAUCGCUAUCCACCAUCUGUCCAGGUCGUCCGUAGCAUGAUCAGCGAGUUGACCGGCCUCCGCAGAAGCGCCCGUGUCAUCGUCGACGUUACCAACUCUCACGAGAAGAGUGUAGGCACGUCAUUCAGGAACGAAUAUCAUAUCCACUGUGUACUCAAAAUUCUCGAAUUCUUUAUCAAUUAUCCUGCCUUUACAUCGGUAGACGGCAAGCGUCCCGGCACCAUCGCCGUUAUGUCUUACUACAAGGCGCAGGCCGAGGAGAUACAGCUUGUUCUCCGUCGUCGAGAAGUGCUAGCGUCUCGCCUUCGCACCACUGCUGAGACGAUAGCCAAGAGGGUCCGCGUCGGCACAGUAGAUAGCUUCCACGGCGAGGAAGCAGACCUCGUCAUCGUCGACUACACACGUACCGAAGGCCCGGGCUUUACCGGAAACGCACGCCUCGGCGCGACUGCGCAUACACGCAGUAUUCAAGGAGAGAUCAUACUGAUGAACAGGUCGAGUUUCGCGAGUCAAGAAAAAAAGGCCAAGAAUUCGUUGACCAAGCAUCUGUAUAUGAUCUACAAGCACGUUGAAAACGAACGCUGUGUCCUAGAAACACUUUUCUGUGGCUACUGCCUCGAUUGGGGCCACGAAAAUAAGCAUUGCGCCGAAAGGGCGAAGUGUAGCAGACGCUAUAAUAUUGGCUAAUAGGAGGAUGCGCAUCCAAGGACCUAGAUAUUGUUGAAUCUCUCCUGCAAGGUACUUAUUUCGGGAUUCAAAGUGUCACCUUGACGUCUAGGGAAAAUUCAGUAGGUACCUAC
This is a messenger RNA of Daldinia decipiens, 3530 nucleotides long. Its product is annotated as AAA domain-containing protein. The transcript is spliced from 3 exons. Lineage: Eukaryota; Fungi; Ascomycota; Sordariomycetes; Xylariales; Hypoxylaceae. The record is from RefSeq and is a predicted model, not a curated record. Bases 1 to 3417 code for a protein of 1138 amino acids.